This is a messenger RNA of Solea senegalensis (Senegalese sole), 1184 nucleotides long. RefSeq names its product akirin-2-like. Gene Ontology annotation, molecular function: transcription coregulator activity. The transcript is spliced from 5 exons. Gene Ontology annotation, biological process: positive regulation of transcription by RNA polymerase II; positive regulation of innate immune response. Bases 1 to 549 code for a protein of 182 amino acids. The record is from RefSeq and is a predicted model, not a curated record. Gene Ontology annotation, cellular component: chromatin; nucleus. Lineage: Eukaryota; Metazoa; Chordata; Actinopteri; Pleuronectiformes; Soleidae.
AUGGCGUGCGGAGCCACCCUGAAGAGGACCAUGGAUUUUGAUCCGCUGAUGAGUCCCACUUCACCCAAAAGACGAAGAUGCGUCCCCGUGUCCACAUCCGCCUCAUCCCCUAGGAAAUAUCUCCGCAUGGAACCCUCGCCAUUUGGGGAGUCCUCGUCCAGACUGAGCGCAGAACAAAUCCUCAACAGCAUCAAGCAGGAGUACAAACGCAUUCAAAAGCGGAAGCAUCUAGACGGAGGCUACCAACAGUCAGAAUGCUGCUAUUCUCCAGAAUCCCCAUCCCACUCAUCUACUAUGAAUGUUUCCAGCAUGCCAGGAACGUCUUCUGGGGGCGUUUCUCCGACUAGAAAAGAACAGCCGCUGUUCACCCUCAGACAAGUCGGCAUGAUCUGUGAACGCCUGCUGAAAGAAAGGGAAGAGAAGGUGCGGGAGGAGUACGAGGAGACGAUGACCUCGAAACUGGCAGAACAAUAUGACACCUUUGUGAAGUUCACACACGAUCAGUUAAUGCGACGAUUUGGGGAGCAGCCUGCCAGCUACGUUUCCUGAGUGUGACACGCGGGACAUCUCUGCAAGACGGCCUUUCUCUUGCUGCAAGCGAUCAUGUGAUAUUUCGGAGAAAGGACACAAAGCUCUCGUCAUCGUAAAAGAUUCAGUUUAGCUAGUUUAAAUGAAACUUUUCUUACUGUGCCAUAUUUCUGUCUUUGGGCAAAGGUUUAUAUGAAGCUGUUGUCAGUUGCUACCACUCUGCCGUACGCAACUCGGUCCCAAUGUAAAGUAACGGACCCUAUCACUACCAGUGGCCUAUGUUCCUCCUGCUGUACACAUCUACAGUUAUCUCACUUUUGUAAUGAUUCCCAGCAUUCCAGGCUUUUGUCACUCGUUUCUCUUUGUUACUUGUAAAUACAUUUACCCAGCGUAGAGUUUUCAAACAGGGUUUGCUGGUCAAUCUGAAAGGAGGUGGACGGAACAGUUGAAACAGAGAGAGUGUUUGCAGUUUGUCCUCUGUCUGUUGCUUUUUUUUUUCUUUUUUUUUUUUUAAAUUGAGCAUAACGUGGGCUGAUUGUUUCCCCUUCUUUCUCCCUACCAGUGUUUUAUUUAUUUAGACUUUUUUGUUUUGCUGGUAUCAUUUUUGAAACCAAUGUACUUAUUGGAAAAACAAUAAAUCUUUAAAGAGUUCAGAA